This is a messenger RNA of Nymphalis io (European peacock), 1556 nucleotides long. Its product is annotated as carboxypeptidase Q-like. Gene Ontology annotation, biological process: peptide catabolic process; proteolysis. Lineage: Eukaryota; Metazoa; Arthropoda; Insecta; Lepidoptera; Nymphalidae. Gene Ontology annotation, molecular function: metallodipeptidase activity. The coding region runs from base 72 to 1493 and encodes 473 amino acids. The transcript has 3 exons. The record is from RefSeq and is a predicted model, not a curated record.
AGUUGACUAGAAGAGAUCAUUUACCUUGCAUUGGUCAUUAAGUAUGGACGUUUCAAGCGCCUAGAUAAAAUAUGUUUGUUUUGGUCAAAGUCAGUUUACUUUCGAUAAUCUUGUCUCAAGUGCAAUGUGCUCCUAAGAAGAAAUCUUAUUCGGAAAUUAAGCAAUGUGAUAUCGGUCCACUGGCUGAUGAAAUAGCAUCUUACGAUACAGUAGUCAAGGACAUAAUAGACUACGCGGUUAGUGGUCCGUUCAAAAGGAAGACUUACAAUGAGUUGGAAAAAUUUGUUGAUACCUUCGGUGCGCGGCCCUCGGGAUCGCAAGUUCUCGAAGAUUCUAUCGAUUACAUGAUUCAGCUAACUCGAGAGGAGGAAAUAAAUGACAUCGUUACGGAAGAGCUUGAGGUACCCCAUUGGAUAAGAGGAACAGAAAAGUUAACUAUGUUAGCACCAAGAAUUAAAGAUAUUGAUCUAUUAGGCCUUGGGCGUAGUGUCACCACGCCACCUGAAGGGAUCACAGCUGAAGUAGUAGUUGUAAAAAACUUUGAAGAACUGUCUAAUUUAUCGAAUGAUGAUGUUAAUGGUAAGAUCGUUGUAUAUGAUCCAAUAUUUACAACAUACGGCCAAACUGUUGUUUAUAGAAGUCAAGGAGCAGCAAAAGCAGCAGAAAAAGGUGCUGUUGCUUCAUUAGUAAGAUCAAUUACUCCAUUUUCUAUCAACACGCCUCAUACUGGAUCUCAAUACUACGAUGAUAAUAUUAAAAAAAUCCCUGCCGCUGCAAUAUCGCUUGAAGAUGCAGAUUUGUUAAGGAGAUUUUAUGACAGUGGAGAAAAAAUUGUGCUAAAUAUCACAAUGUCAUCGACACUCGAAACGAAAACUUCAAGAAAUACUUUAAUCGACUUAAAAGGUACUAAUCAUCCAGAAAAAUUAGUAAUUGUCUCCGGACAUAUAGAUAGUUGGGAUGUUGGUCAAGGUGCGAUGGAUGAUGGUGGUGGCUUAUUUGUGAGUUGGGCAGCACCAGUUAUUCUAAAACGUCUUAACCUAAGACCCAAACGAACAAUUAGAUCAAUUUUCUGGACAGCCGAAGAAUUAGGCUUGAUUGGUGCCUAUGCUUACGAAGAAAAACAUAGGAAUGAAAGUCAAAAUAUCAAUUUCAUAAUGGAAUCCGACGAAGGAACCUUCGCUCCACUUGGUUUAGCAGUAGCUGGUACCCAAAAAGCUCGCUGCAUUAUAGCAGAAAUCUUAAAACUAUUCAAAUCAAUAAAUGCCUCCACAUUAGUCGAAGACGACAGCCCUGGUUCUGACAUUACUGUAAUUAUCAAGAAUGGAAUUCCUGGAGCAAGUCUUCAUAAUGCGAAUGAACGCUAUUUUUGGUUCCAUCACACAGAAGGAGAUACAAUUAAUGUCGAAAAUCCCGAUGAACUAGAUUUAUGUGCAGCAUUUUGGACAGCUGUGGCUUACAUUAUAGCUGAUAUUUCAAUUGAUAUUCCGCGAUAAAAUAUUGUUUUAAAUUAAAAUAUAUCCAAAUACCAUACGAAAAAUAAAUAAUUCAUAUAUUCA